Messenger RNA from Pimephales promelas (fathead minnow), 3024 nucleotides. NCBI's taxonomy places the organism in Eukaryota, Metazoa, Chordata, Actinopteri, Cypriniformes, Leuciscidae. The record is from RefSeq and is a predicted model, not a curated record.
GAGCUGUUAUCAGUCUCACACACACUCACACACACUCGAGACUGUUUACACAUCUGCUUUAAUAUUGAAACAUGUACUGUUUGUAUCAUUUAUGCCAUGAUUGUUGUCCAUUACUCUGCUUUAGAGGCUUUAGCUUGUACUAAUAUAAAUAUAUGAGUGUAUUGUUUUUACUUAAGUAUGUGUGUGUGUGUGUGUGUGUGUGUGUGUGUGUGUUCAUUUGUGUGGUGUGCGCAUGUGGAAGAGCUCCUGUCAAACUCACAGACACACGGAAUAUUCACUCACCUCCAUUUUUAAUGGAAUUAAGAAGCUUCUGAUUGCAUCUUCAUGGCAUUCAAGCAUCCAUGUCAGGGGGGCGUGGCUUUAAGAAACACCCUGAUGAUGUCAUACAGUCUGCUGUCAAUCAUCUUCUGACCACACCCACAUCUUCUAUUAUGAGCAGUGUCUUAUUGGCCAAUGAGAGCCAGAGUUUUGAUGAAGAGAGCGGGGUCAGUGUUUUAAUGACCCCUCCUCCCUUAUUACAUGACCACGCCCCCAUAAACGCCCCGCCCCCAGCUCCUCCCCUUCCUCCGCCCCUGCCUGUGGGAAUCCCUGCGGAGAGGAAGAGGAGGGUGAGAAAUUUCUAUUGGAAACCGAUUCCUGAAGAUCGUGUGAAACAGCAUGACGGACCGAACCUGUGGACCCUCGGGGGGACGCCGUUCCGCAUCGACAUCCGAGCCAUCGAGGAGCUGUUCGGACAACACGAGGACACGCCGUCAUCCACCGGCGGGAAGAGCAUCCGACGAGGACAAGCUUCUGGGAAAGAUCUCAGUCAGCAGAUCACCAUCCUGGACUCCAAGAGAAGCUUGAAUAUCUCCAUUUUCCUCAAACACUUCAAGAAGUCCAGUGAGAGUCUUCUGGAGGAUCUUCUUCAUGGACACACGGGCGUCUUCAGUGUGGAGUCUCUCCGAGAGCUGCUGAAGCUCCUGCCCGAGGAGGACGAGGUGAAGAAUCUCCAGAUGUUCAGUGGAAACCCCAAAGACCUGCCGCUGCCUGAUGCCUUCAUGUACCAGCUGAUCCGUUUACCCAGGUAUGAGGUCCGUCUCAAGGCUCUGCUGCUGAAGGAGGAGUUUUUCCCUUCAUACACAGUCAUGAAACACGACAUCGCCAUCGUCCUGACCGCCAUCAACGAGCUGUUGAACUGUGAGGAGCUUCACAAUGUCCUUCAUUUAGUGCUGGAAGCUGGAAACAUCAUGAAUGCUGAGGCGGAGAAGAAAGAUCUCCUCGCAUUUCCAGAGAAACUUCUGCAUGUUCAGCAAGCGGAUCGCGUGUGUGUUGACAGCAUCCAUGUAGAGUUUCAGUCUCUGAGCAGAAGGGUUGAUGAUUUAGAGGAGCACAUCCACACAGAUGAGGAGCUCCUGACGCAGCUGCAGUCUUUACUACAGAGCGCUGCUGAAGCUCUGGAGGAUUUGAGGAUCAGCAUCGAUGAGCUUCAGAGGGAAGGAGACGCUCUGAUCGACUUCUUCUGCGAAGACAAAGACAUCUUCAACCUGGACGAGUGCUUACGGAUAUUCCAGAAUUUCUGCUCCAAAUUUAAAAAAGCAGUUCAGGAGAACGUGGAGCGAGGGAUGUGGGAGGAGUCUCGGCGCAAACGCCUGAAGGAGUCGGAGGACAAGCGGCACUCGUGGGCGGGGCAUGAGGGUGUGGGCGGAGUCUUCGGGCUGCGGUCCAAUAGCGAAGCAGACGUGGAGGCGGCGUUAAAGAGGGAGGGGCUUUUGGAGCUGCUGAUGACGAGUCCUCAAAGUUUACCACUGCGUUUCGGUAGCGCUCGACGAUCACGCCGACAGAAGAACGCGACCUUUGACCUCUGUGGAGCAGAUUUCCUUCCUCCCAUACAGUCGCUCUCCAUCGCACACGGCAGCAUCACAACGGAGGAGCCAGAGAUACAAAACAAGAGCCGUUCCACCGAGGAAUCGCCGAACAACGACCAAACGCAACUCAGAAAUACAGAAGUGACUCCAGUCGUGACCUCUGACCCCUCACAAAUCAAUUCAGAGGUGGCGAAUGACGAUCAUAAAGCUAGAGAUAACGUCAAGCGUACAAACGUGACACUAAAAACCAGCGGCGGAGCGACACAAUCGAUCCAAACGAGCAGCAAACGACCCGUCGGCUCUAAAAACAGACCUUCGUCUUCCGCUAAACCAACAUCAUCUUCAUCAUGUAUGAGGAAGGUUGUUCCUCUCAGGACGCCGGCUCCCAAGCAAGCGGUUCGGCCGCCGCCGGAAAAGAUGUGUCGCGCUACACUCGACCGACCUCGAACCUCAGCGCGCGAUUCCACCUCAAUCAAACCACUCGGCUUCGCUCGCAACACUGUGGCGUCCGCGACACGCCACGCCGUCGCCCCGGUAACCCAGCGCACAGCCGACCCGAAGCCGCCGCCGCCCAGGCUGUCGCUGACCCCUGCUGGCCGUCUAAGGAAGAGCAGCUCCGCCCAUUCGGAGAACUCGCUGCUCGCUCGCGGGGCGCGGGAUAAACCCGUCAGACCCGUCUGGAGGUAGAGCGAGGGGGAGCAAUCGGGAUAAUGCUAGCUUGCUAUUAUCAUCCAAUGUUCAAUGUUCGGGAACAUUAUACUUUCAGCUCACAAACUAGCGCUCAAACGUUUUGUUUUUUUAUGUAUCUACCCAAGGAAGUAUUUGAUCAAAAAUACAGUGAAAAGAGUGAAAUAUUAUUCCAGUGUAUAGCAGCGGUUUACUACGGAAGAGGAUCGCGAGUUCAUUCUCAAAAGUUUAUUUCGACUUUUUUCUCUCGAAAUACAACGACUUUAUUCUCGAAAUUUAAUUAGUUUAUUCUCAACAUUUUAUUUAAACUUUUUUUCUCAACAAUUAACAAGAUUUUUCUCAAAACAACGACUUCAUUCACAAAAUUUAAUGAGCUUAUUCUCAACAUUUUUUUUUUUUACUUGAAAGAGCGAAUUCAUUCGCAAAAUUUAAUUCGUUUUUUCUCAAUGUUUUAUAUCGACUUUUUUCUUGAAAUUUGACUUUUUUUCUC